This is a messenger RNA of Penicillium samsonianum, 1860 nucleotides long. RefSeq lists its product as uncharacterized. Bases 1 to 1860 code for a protein of 619 amino acids. The record is from RefSeq and is a predicted model, not a curated record. NCBI's taxonomy places the organism in Eukaryota, Fungi, Ascomycota, Eurotiomycetes, Eurotiales, Aspergillaceae. The transcript has a single exon.
AUGCCAGACUUUACCGAUGAGAUCGCAUCUAUCAUCGACAGCGUCCCCAACACAGAAAUGUAUCCCUGCGUCUUCUUUGACCUGACAUUGAGCUUUUCCAACAAAGUGUAUGAAGAGUAUGGUACAGAAUAUGAGAGGAAUAGGCCCAUCUCAAGUCUGACCCGAUCCGAGCUCUUACAAAUUGGCCGAUCUUGCAACCCCCGUGUCCUUCGGCGGUUUGGUGCUAUCCUGACCAGGUUGACUGUUGUAGCAUCGGCGCGUGAGAUUCCCGAUCACAUCUCCAGUACUAGUGCCGACCAGGUGGCCAAGAUUCCAUUGGUAUUGGCAACGGAAAAAUACAAUAAACAGUUCUGGAAAGUCCUUCUCCAUACCAUUGAGCCCGGAACGAAGCUGUCGGCUCGAUCUACUGCCCUUCUUGCUGCUCUCAGUCUACGGAUGGGGAUUGUGCCACUCAUGAAAGUAGCACAGGGGAUGCUUGCAUUCAAAGAUAACUGGAACGACCCUGCAACACCUCAGACUUGGAAUAAAGAAUGCUUGACGCUCCUACUUCACGCUGAUGAAGCGCACCAGAAGCAGCAAGAUAUGGGUUUGACUAAGAAUCAGUCCCGGAUCUUGAAUCCCACCGACAGAACACUGUUUGAGCGUCUGGUUACUUGCAAACAUUUAGAACAUCAGAUCGAUAAUCGACUACCAGCUCGAGUGCCUCGGAUUGCGGAGAAAGCAAUCGCAUCAGUCGGACCACUAGUGACAUGUCGAGAUUGUCAGUAUCCCAGAUCCGUCACCAUAAUGGGCGCCGAUGGAAAAUGCGGUCCUUGCCUCAGCGAGUAUGUCGACGAGAAGACGAAGGAAAUCUGCAUCAAUAGAGGAGUCUCGAAGGACGUGACUACCAGUUCUAAAGUCACCUGGGUCGAAUGUAUCUCUAAAUGCUGCCGCGCCCAAUACGUUAUCUAUCGCCCUGAUGUGCUGGUUCAUCCCGCGGAAUGCCAUUACUGUCGAAGCCAAAGGUCUCCUGCCCCAACCGUCCAGUGUGACAAGUGCUCGAAUCGCAUGAUCUGGCCCGGAGAAUACAGGACUUCGGCAUUCAAAGAGUCGGACUUCAUCUGCCCCCUCUGCACCUCAGGCUGUGACCCAACAACAAAGCUCGAAGUGACGCUAUCUGAGAUAUCCACCGAGAACACAUUCCCUUGGCUAGUUCAAGAUACAAAUGACCCGAAACUAUGCCUCCGGAACGGCUCUAUCCUCCACAUCCGUAGUGAAUCUAUCUUCCAAAUCAUUACUAGAAUGGGCAGCGAGGGAUUCCUUUCCAGAAUCAGUAUUUUCCCUUCAUCUGAGCCCCAGCUACGCUACGACGGAAAGCCCAUUCACAACUCCAAAGAGCUAAUCUCAACCCUCCAAAAGCUCGUCAAAGAUCGCAAAACAAGCGACAAAGAAUGUUCCCUGUGCUUCAGCAGAUACAUGGACGGACUACACCCAGCAUGUGGACGCGAUGGCUGCCUCCAGAAAAUGUGCACCACCUGCCUGGUAGAAUGGUACAGACACAACUCUCCAGGCUGUGUGAUCAACACUGCAGUGCUAGGAUGUCCAUUCUGUCGCCGAUACCCCACCCUUCGCCUUGUGGUGAAAUAUGGGUUGGGUAUUCAUGGAGUCAAAGAUCUCGCUAAAGCAGUCCGAGACAAUGGGAAGUUCAUUUACGCAUGGUGCUGGGAAUGUGAUACUGCCAAGGUGGCGAUGAAGCGGAGCUGUAUGCUUGGAGAACCUCUUGAAUUGAAGGAUUGGGCUUGUCGUCAGUGUCACAAGGAGAUAUGGAGUGGAAAGAGAGGGUGUCGGAGAAGGCAGCGUCGAAAUGGAAGAUAUAUAUGA